AUAAUUACUCUUCUUCAACAAAUUCUUAAAAUAACGUUACCAUAGAACACUCAACCAACUGUGUACAAUUCCGGAUGAGAUAAGCGACAAAUAUGGGACUUUUAAAUGGGAGUUUGGCGUGACGCUCUCUCCGUAGAGAGGCAGACGUAUCGGGUACCCCCACUGAGCAGGCUGCCUGGAGCCUGUACGGAGGGGAGGGGGACACCGACUCUGCCCCUCCAAAUAUACACAUAAAAUACAGAGCUAAGUAUGACUGUUGGUGUGUUUUCACGUAACGCUAUUGUUGACCAAUGCAUAUCAGAAGCUUGCUGGCCAACGCGCAGGAAGGAAGUACCGACGACAGAAUUGAGGUCAACUUGAAAAUUAACGGUAUCCGUCCGGCUCCAGUGUGGGAUGUGCCAUGUACAGUAGCUGGAGAUGAGAAUGAAACCAAGUCGCAACUUCUUCGUGGGCCUGUGCUCCAUGCUGGCCCUCGGCUUCCUUUACUACUCUUCAGGGAGGAUCAGCUUACGAGGCUGGGGCCACAAAUCAUACACAGAUGUGGAUAGCAUAUUCUCCGUGGGACGAAUAGUAAAAUCAGUGUAUGACAAGCAAGGAUUCCUUCUGAAGCUAGAUGCUAGUCUGCCUUUGGAGCUGGUGUACAAGUACGGCAAUCUCAGCGAAGGGGCUUGUAAACCUGGAUAUGCAGCUGCCAAGAUGACUGCCAUUUAUCCAAAGUUCACCAAACUGGCGCCUAUGUUCCUUGAUCCAAAUUACAAACGAUUCCUCAAGAUUGGUGAUUAUUCACCUCCGUUUGGAAUAAAGUCACAAGAGAAGAUCAUAGAUAUCCUUCUGUCAGCUACAAAGAGCUAUGGCCUGGGGGAAGAACUCGACAGUAUGAGCUGUAAGACAUGCAUCAUUGUGGGGAAUGGAGGAAUCCUUGCCAACCGAUCUCUGGGCCAGAGGAUUGAUGAGUUUGAUGUGGUGGUCAGGUUAAAUGAGGCCCCAGUGAAAGGCUUUGAGAAAGACGUUGGCUCCAAAACCACUAUGAGGAUCACUUAUCCAGAGGGAGCCAUCCAGAAGACAGAGCAUUAUGAGACUCAGUCGCUGUUCGUCCUCUCAGCCUUCAAAGCUCUGGACUUCCGGUGGCUGCGACACAUGGUCUUCAACCAGAGGCUGCACAGCACUGAUGGCUUCUGGAAGUCGGUGGCCAGGUACGUUCCACGGGAGCCCAAGGACAUGCGCAUCCUUAACCCCUAUUUCAUCCAGGAGGCCUCCUUCAAGCUGAUUGGCUUACCUCACAACAAUGGACAGAUGGGCAGAGGGAAUAUCCCAACAUUGGGGGCAGUUGCCAUAACUAUGGCCCUUCAUAACUGUGAUGAAGUAGCUGUGGCUGGAUUUGGCUACAACAUGAGCACCCCCCAUGCCCCUCUGCACUACUAUGAGAAGAUCAGGAUGUCAGCCAUCAGAGAGUCGUGGACUCACAACAUCUCUAAAGAGAAGGAGUUCCUGUUAAAGCUGGUGAAGGCGGGUGUUAUCCAGGACUGGACCAAUGGGAUCUGUGGUGCAGAAUGCUGAUGGUCUUCACAAAGCUUCAUGGCUCCUGCCUGCAGCACUACGCUCAUCUCCACCUGCUCCAGAACCCGACCGAAGUGAAGAGGGAAAACCAAGGCUCUGCGGGCCGGCUCCCCAGCAGAGAGCAGCAGCUGUUACACAUGGUGGUCAGUGCAGAGACACUGUCUGACCAGGACACACACUGCCCCACUGUUGCAUAUUGACAUAUUGCAAGCAAUUGGCCUCUGCAUUGUAUGGCAGUAUUUAGCUCUUUCUAGUCGCAGGUUAGUGCAUAUUCACAUGGGGAUUUGGUGCCCUGGCUCAGGGGUACAACUGCCCUGUUGGGGAUCAAACCAGCACCUGGACCAGACUGGCCACCUACUCAGAACUGCUGCAGGCUGACUGAGGAGAAGAUGAAGAUACUGGCUUUCAACAUUGAGCCUGUGCCAAGAAUACCUCUACAAGUGUCCUUCUGCUCACACAUCUGAAUGUAAUCUGCAUCAAAGUCUCUUGUUAUAUCUUCCAGUUUCUGUGUUAAACAGGGUGCACACUACAUGACACCUGACUCAGCCGUCCUGGAUCAGAAUCUGAAAUCUGAGGUAAAAACUUUCUGUCAGAGUAACACAGUGAUCACCAGAACAUGUUUUGUUGAGUAGGUCCGCGUCCAUACAAAAGCUAAAAAAGAGCUUGUUUACCAGCAGCAUGAACAUCAAACACACAGUCAAGCUUGCUACACUGAUUACACAGAUGUUAAAUAGCCACAUCUGGUUUGUUUUUGUGAGGCAGCAAGAUAUUCUGAUCACUCAAAGGCCUUUUCAUGUAAAGCGUAAUUUUUAGGGCUUAAGGAUUAAUUUGCAUGUUAUUUAAAAACAGAUCACUGAAUAUAUCACAAUACACAUACAAGGUGAAUUUUUGCUCUGCUGAAAUGCUGCAUUGAUUCCUUUUGCUCCAAGUUCAGUUGUCUUAGCCAAUCACAAUAAGGCACAUCACACAUGGUAUCAACUAUAUGGCAAUGUGGUGAUGGAUCACUUUAUUGAUUACAUUUCACCACAGUCAGUCCUCUUUAAUAAAGUCCAUCAAAAGUACAGUCAGAUAUCUGAAUUCCACAGCCAGUAAAUAGUCAAAUGAGAGCACAUUUUGUUAUAAAUGGAUGCUUACAAUCAUGAAGGUGCUCAGGUGCUACACUGGUUGACACCUAGUCUACAGGCAGUGGCAGCAAGUUUAACUAUUUACAGGAUUAAAAACUGGAGCAGCUGUUGGUUUGCCACAGCCGUAGUCUGUGUGUGUGGAAUUUAUGACCUCAGACUAGAUUCAUCUCAGGAGGUCAAGACUAAAUAGAUUUCUCAAAUGUGGAGCUCACAUCUCCAACAUUAUUGAAAUAACAGGGUGGAACUGUCUUAAGUUUGUGUCACAGUAGAUUUAAAUACUUGAAAUGCAACAAUUCCAAUGGCAGAAUUUUCGUGCUAUAUAUUCAUGAUGUGCUCUAUAAAAAAUGGACUUUAGAUUUACCCUCAAUAUCCACUGUAUGCAGCUGUGUCAUGUCACAGCGUUGUGGAUGCUGGAGACAAUCUGCUGCCUAUCUAGCCUGUGCGCCAGUGUCCACCAGAUGCAUGAACACGCUGUUUCUCUUGAGGCUUUUUUCCUCCUCUCUGCUGUCUUAUUGCCCCCGGUCUGUUUUUUGCCUGAGCAACUUGCAUCUUUGAAGCCUAAAGUUUUGGGGGGAAUGAAUUUAAAAUUUAAAGUAUUUAGAUUUUCCUUCUGCUAAUCUGCACUGUUCUGGAAAUACAUAUCCAAAAUAAAGAUCUGACAGCGUGCUAAGUACAGUCAUUAAAACAAGUAGGGAAACAAAGUAUGUUAUCACAUCGAUCAUAGAUGAGCUGCAUACGUGUAUUUAAAAUGCUUUAAAAACAAAAUGAAACAUCAAAAAACAACUAAAAAGUAUUGACAUGUGUCUGCUGAAGAACAAACUGCAUGAAGUUCCUUCCAGUGGAUAUUGGAACUGUGACAGAGACAUGAUGCCGUGACACAACCAGAAUGAGACAAGCCACAUGCUGUGAACAUGAGGGGGGCAUUUUUUAACGUGUGACCCAUGUGUUGUGUCAAACAGUCAGGUGUCAGUGUUGUCAGCCAGACAAGGAAUUACAGAAAAGACACAUGUUUCAAUGAAGCAGAACAGGUUUUUCCACAAUAGAACUUGACAUUAAUGGCUGACAUUUCUCUGCUAGGGCCAAACAUCCAGGCAGCAAUAAAACACUGCACUAACUGCUACUGACACACUAAACUCAGCCCGAACAUCUCAGCGCAGUGUGACAGGAAUAUCUUGAUUUUAUUUUAGCAUUAAAUCAUCUGUCUCUCUCCCUCCCUCACCUUAAAGUGUUGUCUGUCCAUUUGCUCAUGUCACUCAAAGAUGUUUCAGUUAUUUUGUUAAGUAUGUUGAGUAAUAGAGAGCAUAUAUACAACACUCUGAACAUCCUUCUAUCUUUCUGUCUUACAUAUGAAAUGAAUUGCUUGCAUGACUGAUUAGAAUCAUAUCAUACUGCCUUGUAUUAAAUCACAGCUGGCUCCUGUUCUUCAUACCUGGAUAAGAUAGCUUGAUUUGAUUGUU
Messenger RNA from Thunnus maccoyii (southern bluefin tuna), 4138 nucleotides. It is a transcript of the gene st3gal3a, whose product is annotated as ST3 beta-galactoside alpha-2,3-sialyltransferase 3a. The transcript is spliced from 12 exons. Gene Ontology annotation, molecular function: sialyltransferase activity. The record is from RefSeq and is a predicted model, not a curated record. Lineage: Eukaryota; Metazoa; Chordata; Actinopteri; Scombriformes; Scombridae. Bases 418 to 1557 code for a protein of 379 amino acids.